AUGCCGCGCCAGACCAAGAAGGCCGACGAUAAGAAAGUUGCCGUCGCGCCCGCACCAACCAUGAUUCCUGCUCCCACAGCUGGAGUUAUUCCUCAGCCGCCCAUUCCCAUCGGCGUCACCCAACGCGUCGUUGAUAAUGAGAGCUUCCUCCGUGUUCGCGAUUCGGCUGUUGGCCGCCUGACCACCAUUCUGGAGCUCCUGCGGUCUUUCACCCAGGACUACAUUCGCCAGACCAACCUUUUGCUUGGUGAGCCCACCGCCGAGGGCCAGGGUGACCUGCUCAGCUCUUUCGAGACGGCUGCUGCUCAGCUCAUGAUGCCUGUUUCUGGUGACAUGGCCGCCCCUGUUGAGGAGAAGAAGGAGCGCAAGAAGCGCACUCAUGACCCCAACGCCCCCAAGCGCCCUCUCACCCCCUACUUCCUGUACAUGCAGCAUGCCCGCUCAAUCAUUGCUAAUGACCUUGGUUCCGAGGCUCCCAAGGGUGCUGUUCAGGAGGAGGGUCAGCGUCGGUGGGCCAACAUGAGCCCUACGGAGAAGAAGGGCUGGAACACUGCCUACCAGUACAACCUGCGCCUCUACAAUGCCCGUGUUCACUCUUACAAGAACGGCAAUCCUCUUGCCAAGAAUAUGAGCGACGAGGAGGCCCUCAAGUAUGCCGACGAGUUCCAGAUCCCCAUGCCCUCUAUCAAGGACGAGGCUGCCCAUGAGGUGCCCGCCAAUGAACAGGAAGCCAUUGCCGAACAGCUCCAGGACGAGGCCAAGACGCCUAAGAAGGCCCCUCCUCGCAAGCGCAAGACUGCCACUCCUGCUGCUGACACCACCAUUACUGAGACGGCCAAGGCCACGCCCGCCAGCCCCGAUAAGAAGCGAAGACGCACAUCCACCAAGCCUGUUGAGGAUGAGCCCAAGAAGUCCGGACGCAAGAAGACUAAGAGCUCUUAG
Molecule: messenger RNA, 942 nt
Organism: Metarhizium acridum CQMa 102
Lineage: Eukaryota; Fungi; Ascomycota; Sordariomycetes; Hypocreales; Clavicipitaceae
Gene: HMO1
Product: high mobility group protein
Molecular function (GO): DNA binding, bending
Source: RefSeq, a predicted model, not a curated record